Molecule: messenger RNA, 948 nt
Organism: Thermothielavioides terrestris NRRL 8126
Lineage: Eukaryota; Fungi; Ascomycota; Sordariomycetes; Sordariales; Chaetomiaceae
Exons: 1
Coding region: 217-564 (115 amino acids)
Source: RefSeq, a predicted model, not a curated record
GUGAGUUUAUCCAGGAAAAGAAAAAAAAAAAAUCACCCCAUCCUUUCCUGCUAACACGUUGGGCCACAGCUCGAGUCGCAGCUCGAAGAGCACGAGACGGAGCGCAGCAAGGAGGCGCGCUCGGUGCGCAACGUCGACCGCGUGGUCCGGGACCUGCAGGCGCAGGUGGAGCGCCGCGACAAGCAGAACGCCCAGCUGGCCGACGACGUCGCCCGCAUGCGCGACAAGGCCGACAAGCUGCUCAAGACCAUCGAGGAGCUGCAGGCCUCGGAGAGCAACGCCGAGCUGGCCGCCCGCCGCGCCGAGCGCGAGCUGCGCGAGGAGCGCGAGAAGGUCCUCAGCCUCGAGCGCGAGCUCGAGGGCUGGCGCGCCAGGGUCGAGAAGGGCGGCGCCGCUGCCGCUGCCGGCGCCGGGAGUGUGUUUGGCGGUAGCGUGAGGGGCAGGCAUGCUGCUGCUGCUGGUGGUGGUGGUGGUGUGGGAUGGGCUGGCGAGGAGAAUGUCAGGAUUCCCCAGCGCAAGAGCAGCCUUAGCAGGGUUCCGAGCUUGACGAAGGGGUUCUUGUAGGCUUGUGGCUUGUUUGGUCGUGUGGGGAGAGGGACUUGGGGAACGGGGUCAUUGCUUUUGAGUCUGGGUAGCUUGUCUAGGUGCGCUAAGGCCAUGGGCAUUCUUGGUUGGGUUUAAUACGAGUGGUGGGCUUGGUGUGGGUGAGGGUGUUCUGCAUAUUGGUAGUGGGAAUGUUCUGGGCAUGCCUUUUCGUAAUGUACCAGCUCUUGUUGUCAUGAGGGCAUGGCAGUGCAGUGCGGGAGUGGCAACGUGCAAGUCAUCGCCGUCUUUGUCGGUCAGUGUAGUCAUGUCUAAUGUUGGUAUUAACUAUGAUAAGCCCGGCUGUGUUGAGCAAAGCCUAGGAGGAAAUUUCCUACAACAAUCUGGACAGUAGGUAUGCAUAUG